UGGCAGAAUAAAAGGUGUUCCCAACCUUUGGACCGAGGAUGUUAAAUUGGAUUUUCCAUUCCAGUAGCUCAUAAACACUGACUUAAAUCCGACCUGAGCACACUUCCUGUGUAAUCGUACAGGUGCAGCUGGACUUUGCGCCACGGUUUUUACUAAACAAGAACAUUCAGCAAAUUGUGAGCUUUUCUUCUGGUGUGGUUCAAUAAAUAGUGGUUUAACAGUAUUAAUAAUGGAUUAUUAAGGUCUGAAGAAUACAGCUUCUCAAGACUGCCAGGUCAAUUUCUUUUUUAUGGUGUGUAACUUCAGAAAGGAAGAAUGUUCAUGAACAACCGCCCAACCUCCCCCUCAAGAGGUUACUCAUCAGAGGCAUCCUCUCAGAGGUCUGAUAUGUCUCGUCCCAGUGCAAAAUCGAUCUAUAUGCAAAGAAAGGAAUAUUUGGAGGCCAUAAACAGACAAGCAGAUGCCUUUCAGUACAGAGUGGAGCAUUUGUUCACAUGUGAGUUAAAUGGGAAGGGGGUGAGCACCACUGAUGACUGCAUGGUCAAGCUGAAGAGUCUGGAGAGCCGAGGGAAAGUGUGGGGUCAGGAUAUGAUCCUGCAGGUGCAAGGCACCAUCUUACAGCUGUGUGACGUUGAAACAAAGGAGGUCCUGGACUCACUUCCUCUUGGCAGUAUCUCAGAUACUAAAGCAAUCCUAGACAGCUGCCCUUAUGACUCCCUCUUGAUGGUCACAGCUCAGGACAACAGCCGGAGGGCUCCAAAUGUUUUCUUUUUCCAGUGUGAGGAAACUGGGGCAGAGGAGGUGAAAGCUGAUUUAGACAGAGAGAUCCAGAACAGGUAUGAAAGACCAGGAUUUCCACCGAGUGAACCACCAGUUGACAUUAGGAGUAAUCUGGAGAAUAUAAUAAGCCAGGGUUAUUUAGGGGGUUUCCGCAGACCCCCUCCAUUGCACUCUACACCCCUCCACCCGAGAAUCCUCCUUCCCAGUCCAGCAUCUACCAAGACUUUGAUGAUCACCAGCCUCCAAUGUUUCCACCCAGGGAGGAGAGCUAUUACAAUCAAGACAUGCGUGAACAACCAAACCACACAAAUCAUCAGCCUUCUCCCCCUAACUUAGAUCGACAGGAGUGUGGAAAUAUUUAAUCAUGUUGUGGCUGACAUUGAGUUCUUUAUUGGCAAAGUUGGAGGAGCUUUAGCACAAGAGCAAGGAAAGAAGAAAAAGAAAAAGAAAGGCAAAGGUGGAAUAAUAUAUGGUGAAAACAUUCCCUCUGUAGAAGAAUUUAUGUCCUGCCUUCAAAAAUUUAAAUAUGGCUUUAAUCUCCUUGGGAAACUUAAUAAACACUUAGCCAAUCCGGGUGCCCCUGAAUUCAUCCACAGCCUUUUCACCUCCCUUGGAUUUCUUGUAAUGCAGUAUCCUUCGGGGGUGGCUCCUUCAAUUGUGAGUCCUCUACUUACAGAACAAGCUCUGCAACUCAUCAGCCAGGUGGUGACUCCAGUGGAGGAUCAGCUCUGGAACACUUUAGGAGAUGCCUGGAAUAUUCCCAGAUCAAACUGGCCAAAUGCAGAUCAGAUACCAGCAUAUGUUCCACAGUUUUAUGAUGGGUGGCAACCACCUGCACCAAUCCCUUCCCAGUCAGGACCCAUGAACCAUUCUUUGUCAAGGAGCAACAGUCAGAGGUUUCCAGCUGAGAAUGAUGCACAGCAACGAUCUGGACAGGAUAACAGGCCUGUUGGCGCACCGCCUGAACGCUCUGGAGAACCCCCACUUUAUAUGCGAGUGAUCUACGACUUCACAGCCAGAAACCGUCAAGAGCUUAGUGUGAUGAAAGGUGAAGUGGUGCAGGUGAUAAACAAGUCAAGGCAAUGGUGGAUAGUGCGAAACAAUCGUGAAGAAGAGGGUCAUGUGCCUCCAAAUGUUCUAGAGCUCAUGAAUAGAGAAGAGCCAGCAAAAAUGAAUCGACCACCACAUUUCGACAUGAAAUCCAGCCCAGAGGAAGUCAAGGCCUGGUUACAGUACAAGGGCUUUUCCAACUUGACAGUACGGAACCUGGGUAUGAUGAAUGGAGCAUUGCUUUUGGGGAUGAAACGUGAUGAUUUACGAGCUGUGUGUCCAGAGGAAGGUGGUCGUGUUUUCUUCCAACUGCAAGCUGUUAAAUCAUCUUUGGCUCUUGCCAGUGAAGCAGAAUAUAACCACUAUAAUGGACGCUAAGCCUGCAAUCCUGAGCUCAGGUGACAGUGGACAGAUGCCAGUUGACUGAGCCAAUCAGAAGAACUGCACAGUGAUUAUAUGCUGGCGUUAUUAUCGUUUGUUGGUUCAUGAAAAUAACUUUAUAUUCUGAAAAUAAAUAUCAACUUAAGUUAUACUCCUAGUACAAUUUUAAAUAAGUGGUUAAAUACAUUUAUUGUGAUGAUCUUUGUUUAUCUUAUUUAUAUUCCACAUUUGUCACAAAAACAUCUAAAUGUUUAUAUGAAAAUAAGAGCAAAAGUAUAUAUACACACAUAUUUAAGACAUAGGAUCCAAUUAUACUUUAGCCACUAGCACCAAAACACAUUCCUAAGAAACCUUGAUCAUUGCUUCAAAUCUCCAUAUUGUUUGUCUUUGUAUAUACACAUCUCUAUACAUUUGAGUGGAAAACUUAGAGUUGUACAUCAUGUAUUAUUACAAAAUAUGCUCAAUGCUCCCUAGAAUGAUUUUGCAACCUUGAUAAAUAUCAGAAAUGUCUUGACAUUUGAAUAAAAAUGCAUUAAAGAAAGUCACUGUAAUCAAAUAUACUGAAGGAAACACCUAAAGAAAUUUGAUCUGAUAACCUAUGUGACAUUCUGUAAUGUGACGGUUUCUGAAUCAGUGCUGUUUCGAAAUAUACUUACUAUUUUGCAAUUCACGGUUGAGUAAAGUGGAAAUAAAGAUCAUCCAGUUUUUAAUGUGUGAAAAUAAAAUUAAAGCAUGACAAUCUUGAAAACA
This is a messenger RNA of Silurus meridionalis, 2961 nucleotides long. RefSeq names its product EPS8-like 3b (gene eps8l3b). Gene Ontology annotation, cellular component: vesicle; plasma membrane; ruffle membrane. Lineage: Eukaryota; Metazoa; Chordata; Actinopteri; Siluriformes; Siluridae. The record is from RefSeq and is a predicted model, not a curated record. Gene Ontology annotation, biological process: regulation of Rho protein signal transduction; positive regulation of ruffle assembly; Rho protein signal transduction. Gene Ontology annotation, molecular function: actin binding.